ACACUCACAUUGUCCCUCCUCUAUCACCUUUUUAGGCCUUUCAUAACAUUUUUAGAGCUUCAAAACAUCUCAAUCUUCAUUGUUCCCAUCCAUUUUCUUUCAAAACUUCAAUCUCUUUCUAUCUCUAGCCUUUGCAAAACUCUUAAGCUUUUAUACUAUUAACAAUCACAAAGCUAACCUUAACUUUUAGGGCUUAACUUAAUUUAUUAGCUAGGUAUGCUUCUCUCUUCACUCUAAUCUUCAUUGCUUGUUUCCCAUGUAAUUUCUCUUUUUUUUUAUUUCCUAAUUAUUAACAAAAUAUAUACUAAAUUAUGCCAUACAACUCUUCAAUGUAUACCAUAUGUCACAUUGUCACUCUUCCUUAUUUUUCUUGUUUUUUAUAUCAUUAUUUUCCUAAUUAAUUAAUUAUCAUGUGACAUGUGUUUUUGGUAUUAAUCACUAGGGUAAAUACUUUUUGUAGUUUGUUGAUUAAAGAUAAGAUCUAGGCAAUCAAUUAAGAGUAUAAGAGACAAACAAUUUUAGGCCAUAAUAUUUUAUUUUCAUUUAGAGAUGGUUGAAAUUUUUUUAGUAAAACAUAUUAUUUAAUUUUGAGUAAGUCUUAUAUGAGAUUGUCUUACUAUGAGACGAGCCCCAUAUAAUUAGAUUAUUUAUAUAAUUAAUUACUUUAGAAUUAUAAGUAUACAUUAGAUCGGUCUAAUAGGAAAUUUUUAGAAUUUAUUAUAAAUUUUUAUUCUACUUAAAUUAGCAUUAAUUAAUAAAAGGAAACAUUUCUAAGAAUUUAAGACCACCCAAAAAACCCAUAUCCUACUUUAUCUUUUGAUUAACUUAAGACCUUUGUUUGCAUCCUCAAUCACUUUCUAUAUUUAGAAAUGGAAAUUUCAGGGCAUCAUCAAGAAGAAGAUAUCCCCAUGCCAAUUAACAGUUCUUUUGUUGGAGUUCAGCAUGCUCAUAGUCAUUAUAGCCUCAUGACUCAUCAUCAUCAUCAUCCACAUCACUAUGAUCCAUCAUCAUCAACAUCCCAUAACCAACAACACAACAUAAUCCCAUCAAACAACUCCAAUGGGAACACUAGUACUACUGCUAAUGUUACUAAUAUGGAUGAUGAUCAUCAUCAAGUACAAUGUAACAUCAAUGGUAAUGGUAAUGGUAAUGGUAACAAGAAUGAUGAUGGUGAUGAUGUAAAUGAUAUGGGUACAAAAAAGAAGAGCAUGAUGAUCAUAAAAUACAAAGAAUGCCAAAAGAAUCAUGCAGCAUCCAUGGGAGGAAAUGCAACUGACGGAUGUGGUGAAUUCAUGCCCAAUGGAGAACAUGGAAGCAUUGAGUCUCUUACUUGUUCAGCUUGCAAAUGUCAUAGAAACUUCCAUAGAAAAGAAAUUCAAGGGUACCCAACAAAUUCUGGCGCACUUAUUCCAUUUGCAAGAUCAAUAACAAUGAGCAUGCAUGAUGAUCAUCAUCUUCAUCAUCAUCAAGGGAAUGGUAUUGGGAUGAUGAUGAUAAAACCUCAUCCUCAUCAUCAUCAUGAUCAUUAUCAUCACCAUGAUCAUAAUCAAAUGGUUAAGAAGAGGUUUAGGACAAAAUUUAGUCAAGAACAAAAGGAGAAAAUGUUGGAAUUUGCUGAAAAAGUUGGGUGGAAGAUUCAAAAGCAAGAAGAAGAUGAAGUGCAACAAAUUUGCCAAGAAAUUGGGAUUAAAAGAAGAGUUUUGAAGGUUUGGAUGCAUAAUAACAAACAUACUUUAGCCAAGCACAAAACAAAUCUCAAUAACACUGAUUAAUCAUCCUAUAAUCAAUUGAUUAUUUUGCUUAAUUAAUUAAUUAAUUAUCAUUGAUCAUUCCUAAUUAAUUAUGUCAUGAUGAUGACUUGUUUGUUAUGUAAUGAUCCCUUUAAUUAAUGUGUUCUUAUAGUACUU
This is a messenger RNA of Amaranthus tricolor (Joseph's coat), 1907 nucleotides long. RefSeq names its product zinc-finger homeodomain protein 3-like. Gene Ontology annotation, molecular function: DNA-binding transcription factor activity; transcription cis-regulatory region binding. The coding region runs from base 870 to 1772 and encodes 300 amino acids. Lineage: Eukaryota; Viridiplantae; Streptophyta; Magnoliopsida; Caryophyllales; Amaranthaceae. Gene Ontology annotation, cellular component: nucleus. The transcript has 2 exons. The record is from RefSeq and is a predicted model, not a curated record. Gene Ontology annotation, biological process: regulation of developmental process; regulation of DNA-templated transcription.